AUGCCUCGACGUCGUCCAUCUAGCAGCGCUCCCGUCCGACGCCGCACGAGAACUGGUUGCCUCACGUGCCGUGGUCGGAAGAUCAAAUGUGAUGAAGGAAAGCCAGUUUGCGGACAAUGCAUGCUCAAAGGGUUCGAGUGUGACACUACCUCCACAUUGAAAUGGGAGACUGAGUAUCUUUCGAAAGGUCUAGCUUUCGGGCGAUCUGGUGUAUGGUCGAAACACCCAAAGGAAGGGGUGUCGCCCCCAGCUUUCUUUCCAACAGAUGAUAUCUCCUAUUGGUGUUCUUUCCCACGAAUUCACACAUACAGCUUCAUUAAUACCACAAUUGGUGUUGACGAAGAGUUUACAACAGUCGAGCAGCCCACUAGCAACGGUGAGCUGGCACUGGUUUCACCCACAAAUUCACCUGCAACACUUGCUCUUGCUCAGCGUCGAUCAUCAACCCCGCCAAUGCCAUAUAGCCCGGAUUCUUACGCACGUGUCCUGCAGCUUCCAGUUUUACCAUUGUCUGGAGUAUUCGGGAUACUUCCUUCGGCCAGAGAUUCAGAUGCGUCACUCUUGCUCUCUUACUACAUAGAGAAGAUCUGCCCAUUAACCAGUGCGAGCAAACAUGCCGCAACCCCCUUUGCUUCACUCAUCGUCCCAUUUUCAGUCUCGUCUUCUCCGCUUGCAAUGAGCUCAAUCACAGCCCUAGCAGCUUGUCAUCUUUCCCGGAGUCAGACGAUUUUCAAGGCAAAGGCUCUACGACUCGGCCAACAAGUAAUUCAAAGUCUGCGGGCUAAGCUGAGCAUGAGCGACGCGUCCAUGGUGGCCAUGGACCCUGAAAUAGUUGUCGUGAUGCUUCUCCUCUGCCUGUUCGAGAUCAUCAACGAAUGUGACAAGCGCUGGGUUGUGCACUUGAAGGGGGCACGGGACUUACUUCGCCUUCGCCGAGAAGUAUCGACAGGAACUUUACAUGAUUCGGAUUUAAUUGAACUAUUCCGGUUUUGCGAGCACUACUUUGCAUUCCAAGAUGUCAUGGGCCGUACGGCCUGUGGUGAGAAUCCAGUCUUUGGCAGCGAGUUCUGGAGUGCUGAACCGGCUGAUUGCAACCCUUGGCUGGGGUGCUCUCCCGAACUUGUCUAUGUGUUGAGCAAGAUCACUGAGAUGGGACGUGAAGGCCCUCAACAUCGGCACACUUUGCAAUUUCGAAUUGCAGUGGCAUCUUUGGAACAGCAGUUGACAACAUUAACGCAACGUGUCAGCGAGGUGAGUGAUGAUGCGCUAAGAGAGGCCGCCGAGGUGAAAAAACUUGCCGCAGAGUUAUAUCUCCAAUGUGUCUUGAACGACGCUGAUCCGUCAGUCACCUGGGUGGCUGAUCGAGUCUCAAACCUUUUGAACAUGAUUGCGACCUUGGUAGAGAAAAAUGUCCUUUCGGGUAUUGGCUGGCCUCUGUUCGUUGCAGCGGUCGAAUUGGAUCCAGCUCAUGAUUAUCAAAUCCCACAGAGCAACCUGCAUGCUCCUCGGUAUGCAAGAGCAUUUGUUCUCUACACCUUAGACAAGUUAUCAGGCUCUCUUGUCAACGUUGCCAGGACAAGAUCUGUCAUCGAAAAAGUAUGGCAAGCAAGAGAUCUGCAACAAUUCUUGGAAAAUAACAACAAUGGCCCCGGAAAUGACUGGGAGCAGCUGGUUGCACCACUCUGCAGCAACAUGUCACUAGUUUAG
Messenger RNA from Exophiala bonariae, 1707 nucleotides. RefSeq lists its product as uncharacterized. NCBI's taxonomy places the organism in Eukaryota, Fungi, Ascomycota, Eurotiomycetes, Chaetothyriales, Herpotrichiellaceae. Gene Ontology annotation, biological process: positive regulation of transcription by RNA polymerase II. The record is from RefSeq and is a predicted model, not a curated record. Gene Ontology annotation, molecular function: DNA-binding transcription factor activity, RNA polymerase II-specific; zinc ion binding; transcription cis-regulatory region binding. The transcript has a single exon. Gene Ontology annotation, cellular component: nucleus. The coding region runs from base 1 to 1707 and encodes 568 amino acids.